Molecule: messenger RNA, 294 nt
Organism: Entrophospora sp. SA101
Lineage: Eukaryota; Fungi; Glomeromycota; Glomeromycetes; Entrophosporales; Entrophosporaceae
Source: the annotation of a GenBank genome assembly
AUGCAAGAUGAAAUUUUCGGACCUGUGGUUGCAAUUUCAAAAUUUAAAACCGCUGAAGAAGCUGUUGAAAAAGCACACUUGACUAAGUAUGGUUUGGGUGCUGCUGUUUUUACCAAAGAUAUGUCAAGAGCAAUUAAAAUUUCUAAUUCAUUAAAAGCCGGAACAGUUUGGGGAUUAAAAUUAAUGCUUAAAGAAUUAAUGAAAAAUCAUAUGGUACUAUCAUUGAGAAAAAUGCAAUUAUCAAUGCAACAAAAAUUAGAUCUUAAUGAUCCAUACUUUUAUCAAAAGAAAUAG